Molecule: messenger RNA, 378 nt
Organism: Entrophospora sp. SA101
Lineage: Eukaryota; Fungi; Glomeromycota; Glomeromycetes; Entrophosporales; Entrophosporaceae
Source: the annotation of a GenBank genome assembly
AUGAUUCAUCUCACCAUAAAAAACAUCACAGGAAGCGUUAAAGAAUGGCAACAAAAACUUAGGUCACAAAAAUCAUCAUCAUCAUCUACUAUUAUAAAUACCAGUCAUAAUGAUGAUGACAAUGUAGAAUCUAUAGUGAAACCAUCAAGAAGACCAAUAAUGGCACCUCAAACAAAAGCAGAGUAUGAAGCAGAGCAAUCAAUAAUACGUGAAGUUGUAGAUCCUAUAGAUGGGCGUGUGAGAUUGAUAAGAGGUUCAGGUGAAGUGGUAGAACGUAUAGUAUCUAGAAAAGAACAUAAAAGAAUCAAUAAACAGGCAACUAGGGGCGAUGCAAUUACCUAUCAAAAAAGAUGGACAGAAAGAGCAAAUAUCAAUUAA